This is a messenger RNA of Linepithema humile (Argentine ant), 2020 nucleotides long. Lineage: Eukaryota; Metazoa; Arthropoda; Insecta; Hymenoptera; Formicidae. The record is from RefSeq and is a predicted model, not a curated record.
UGCCUUGUAGGACUGUAAAAAGAACAGUAAGAAGGGGGAGAUUCAGGAACAGCAUUGGACACCGGCGGAGCAACUUUAGGAGAAGCAGACUUGAUCUACGAUCCAGAUUUCGAUCCCGGUGCGCAUCAAAGUAAUAUGCUGCGUUUAAUUGGCCGUGCAGUGGGCCAUUCAUUUCUUGAUUAUUUUCUUAAACCAUAUUGGUCUGAUAUGUGGUUAAAAGAAAGUCUAGCUGUCUUACUCGAAGCAUAUAUCGUCGACCAGGUUUACCCAACUGCACGGAUGACGGAUCUGUUAAUAGUUCAAACUCAACACGAAUCUCUUCGUUUGGAUACUGAUUUAAUAAUGAAUCUUCUAGCAUCAGAAACAAAUAAUUCCUCUGAUUUAGUUCUUUUUUUUCUUCGUUACAUGAAAGUACCAUUCAUACUGCGCAUGACACAGCAAGUGCUCCAUGAAAAUAUAUUCUUCGACAAUUUUACCAACAAAUAUGAAAAUAAUUCAACUCUGGAGGAUUAUUGGUAUCAUAUGCAACAUGUUGUAGAGACAAUAAUAUUUAAUUAUAUAAAUAAGACAAAAUGCUCGUCCAUCAUUCUUCCAUUAAAAUAUCUAAUAAACACUUGGAUAACGCAACCACCUCCUGUGUUAAAUGUGACACGAACUUAUGAGGGCGCAGUGUCAAUACAGGCAGAUUAUUCUCAAAGUGAACAGAAUAUCUACAUUGAGAACAAGUUGCUUAUACCUGUUACUUUUGUUACGCAAAAUUAUUUUUAUUUGGCACACGUUUGCAAUGGAGUCACAUGGCUAACACCAUUUCAAAACAUGGUUUUUAUAUUUGGGAUUCCUGCAUCUGAUUGGAUUAUAGUUAACUCACAGCAAGCAGGAUACUAUCGUGUUAAUUAUGAUCUUUUGAACUGGUUGCAUAUUAUCAAUUAUAUGAAUUCUGAAAAUUACGAUAAAAUACACGUUCUCAAUCGUGCUCAACUUAUCGACGACUCGUUUAACUUUAUGAUUACACAAAAGUUUCCUCCUGACUUGUUUUGGAGACUAACGAAAUAUCUAUGGCGAGAAACAGACUACAUAGCAUGGUAUCCUAUGUUUAAAGCUCUCGAAUACAUGUCGAGUAUCCUUGCAUUUAAGUCUGACCAAAAAUUGUCUAAUUUUACGCAUAUGAUGACGAAAACUUUCGAUUUACUUUUGGAGAUAAAUUAUUUAGAAUACAGAGAAAGAGACAUAAAUGACGAGAGUACACUUAUUAAAAGUUUAAGGCUGGAAGCUAUAAGAUGGGCAUGUAUUUUUGAAAGUCCAGCAUGUUUUUCUAAUGCUACGCAUCAUUUAAAAAUUUUGCUUGAACAUAUCGCAAAUUCUACACCAUUAGAGAAAAAGAAGUAUUCAGCAGAAUGGACAGUUUGGACAUUCUGCAAUGGUUUAGUAAAGGCAGAUCGGGAAACUUGGAAUAAUGUAUUAGUGAUCUCUCAAGAUGAACUUCCAUAUGUGAAAAGACUUUUGCAAAUUGCUUUACCAUGCAGCAACAUUUCUGAUAUUAUUUUAAAUUAUUUGCAGGCAGCAAUAAACAACGCCGAUAUUGAAAUAAUUCUUUCUAUUAUUGUUAAGCAGGCAAAUAAAGAUGUAGUACUUGUGGAGAUAUUAAGUAAAUUUGAGCGCAUACAACUUAGCAAAAUAAAUAGGCUUGCAUUAUUAUGCGUUAUUAUUAACAACCUUUAUACAAAUCGGCAAUUUGAUAAGAUAAAAGAUUUCGCGAAACUUCAUCUAACGCAGAAUAGUACAUCAAUUUUUGUCGAUGAAAAGUUCAUGAUGAAUUCCAAUGUUACAAAGCAAGCGCUUGAAGAUAUUUUAAUGAAAAUAAAUUUGCGGCAAUUGCAAUUGGAACGCACAUACCAAAAGUACAUACAAUAUUUCGGGUUCUAACUUAGAAAAGUGAGCACGACUUAAUUGUCAAUGAUCUGCAAUCUAUAGUAAAUGUAUCUACAUGCAUUGAAAAUUGUUUGUUUUUUUUGUUAUCUUU